ACGACGUCCGGGGCAAGCGGGCGGCGUCAGCGAGCCGGCCGUCGUCGUCAGACAUUCGCAGGAUGCGCGGACUAGGAGCAAGUCUGUUGCUCGCCACGCUCUCCACCCUGGUCCCAACGACGACCGCUGCCCCGGAGCCGCCAAAGAAUUGCAAUGAGAUUCUAGCGAAUGGUGGAGACCAACAAGAAUUACUUUUAUGUCAACUAAGCGAAAGCAGUACGUUAUUAGCUCAACUGGGCAUUCUCGUCUCAGAAGGUCUCGACAGAUUCAUGCAGAAUCAAGGUAUUAGUGCAGAGCAACCAAGCGAAGUCGAAACUGGUGUAGAAAAGAGGAAACACGAGUAUCUGAGAUUCGGCAAGAGAAAGCACGAGUACUUGCGAUUUGGAAAGAGAAAGCACGAAUAUUUGAGGUUUGGAAAGAGAAAGCACGAAUACCUUCGCUUUGGACGUAAGUAAACGCAGCAACAUUUGAUGAAAGUCGAUCUACCGCGCAAUCCUUCUUGUACCUAUUUAUUAUGUUGUCACGACUUAGGACAUAAACACGUCUUUUGUCCUACUCGCUAGCCCCUGGUGCUCUUCCUGUCCGUUGUGAAAAUAAUUGGAAUGAUUAAAUACUGUGAAUUUGCUGAUUGUUCAUAAAGAAGCACAU
This is a messenger RNA of Cylicocyclus nassatus, 648 nucleotides long. NCBI's taxonomy places the organism in Eukaryota, Metazoa, Nematoda, Chromadorea, Rhabditida, Strongylidae. The record is from the annotation of a GenBank genome assembly.